AUGUCACAGAGCAGCUCACUAGCGUCGGCGAUAACUUCAAAUCGGUGGUCGGCCGAUGAAACGUUAUUUUUUAUAGGCCUUUUGUUUGAGUUACGGGUUGAAAAGGGGCCGAAUUCAGAUAACUCGAUAUACACACGGGAAGCUUUCCAGGACAUCCUCGUCAAGCUGAAUGCGCAGUAUCCUGAAUUCACCUAUGAACUCGAAACCCUUGAAAGAAAGUAUCAAUAUUUCAGAAAGUUAUGGGCGGUGUUUACAGAUGCAAAAAAACUGAAAGGGACGACCUGGGAUAGUUGUACCGGGAGGGUGGCGAUGAAUCGUGAAAAUGAGGCCAAGAUAAUUGAACGGCAUGGGCAGUACGGUCGCAGAGUUGUCAUCUGCGGCCUCAUCGUCGGUCAUGGAGUGACGAUUGAGACUUGGAAAGAGAUAUUCCAGCCUUCUGGUGUUCCUCUUGGUCGGUAUAUCAGAGAAGCAGGUGACGCUGUAGGCUUUGCCCAGGCUCGUGUGGAGGCACGGGCGACGAGGGCGGCGGCGAGGAAGAGGAAGAGGACGCCGGAAAACAACGAAGCAACGGAUAGCUUACCUGCUUUUUCUGGUCUUGUGGGUAAGGGGGAAAGAGAGCAGCCGCCUUCACAAUCACGAAGGUCAUCAAGAAUGUCGGGCAGCUCAUCUAGCGGCACUGCUGCAAAAAGGCCAAGAAACGAGGAAGAACCAACGCCAUUGCAAAGAGUAAUUUGUGAAAUCACGACUAAAUUAUUAUCCAACGACAAACCCAGGACCUACGUGCAUAUUAUUCCGUCACGAAUUGAAGGCCCAGUAGAUACCGAAAAGGCAUUACAUAGUUGUUUCGCUCUUACGGAAGAACGGGGAACGGCCUUUGUGAACAAAUUAGCCGAUUGGAUUCGUCAGGAUCCGAUGAACGUUUUGACGUGGAACGCCUUGCCAUCAAAAGAGGCGCGGGAUGCGUGGCUUGCACACAUUAUCAAGGAGGAUUUGUGA
Molecule: messenger RNA, 996 nt
Organism: Trichoderma virens Gv29-8
Lineage: Eukaryota; Fungi; Ascomycota; Sordariomycetes; Hypocreales; Hypocreaceae
Exons: 1
Coding region: 1-996 (331 amino acids)
Source: RefSeq, a predicted model, not a curated record